AUGCAAUAAGUUUAUAGAAGACAUAGUCAUUCAUCAAUUGAUUCAUAAGAAGAGUUUGAUAAUAUUUAUUUACAAUAAUAAUAAUAAUAAUAAUAAUAAGUGUUAAAUAAUCCUAAUUAAGAUCUUAAUGAAAUCAUUGUAAAAACAUUAUUGAGUGAAUCAGAAGCUAGAGAAUUAGAGGAUACAGUAGAAGAAUAGAAUAUUAUAACAAUUGAAUAGGAAAUUGUUGAUUAUGAUGCACAUUUGGAAGAAUUAUUAAAUAGCAUUCAUUUAAAUGUUUUACCUCGUUAAAAUUCAAUCUAAAUUCAAGAAUAUACAUAGAUACUACCAGUUGUAUUGUAGAUAUAAUCUAUAAAAUCAUAAUUAAAGAAAUAAAGAGCUAAUAUAGAUUUAAUGUGUGUAGUAGAUGUAAGUGGUUCAAUGGAAGGAGAAAAGAUAAAAUUAGUACAGAAUUCUUUGAGAUACAUUUAAAAGAUAUUAAAUCCAACUGAUAGAAUUGCUUUGGUGAGUUUUGCAACUUAAGCAGGCAUAAAUUUAUAAUGGACAAGAAAUCAUGCUUUAAAUAAGAGUAACAUAAAGAAAGCCAUACAAAAUAUUAGAAUUAGAGAUUCAACAAAUAUAGCAUCAGGUGUAGCAUUAGGUUUAAGAAUGAUUAGAGAUAGAAAAUAUAAGAAUCCAGUAACUUGUAUGUUUGUAUUAAGUGAUGGUAUGGAUGAUGAUAAGGAUGCUGAAUUGAGAUGUUAAUAUACUUUAUAGUAAUAUAAUCUAUAAGAUACUUUAACAAUAAAUACAUUUGGUUAUGGUUCUGAUCAUGAUGCUAAAGUAAUGAAUUAUAUAGCAAAUUUGAAAGGAGGAUAGUUUGUAUAUAUUGAUUAGAUUUAAAAAGUUUCUGAACAUUUCAUAUUGGCAAUGAGUGGAAUGUUAUCAGUCAAAGCCAAGAAUGUGAUAUUGACAGUCAAAUAAUUAAAUAAUCAAUUCAAAAUAGCAAAGAUAUUUGGUGAUGAUUUUUUGUGGGAUAAACUAAAUGAAACUGAUUAUAAGUUAACUUUGAAUUAUUUAGUAGAAGAAGAUAAAAAGGAAUUUGCUUUAGAAAUAGAAAUCCCAAAUUAUAAAUAAUAGGAAUUCAUAUAAUAUAAUCUAUUGUAAAUUGAUUUAUAAGGAGUCUUUCUUGGAUCUAAUACUAAUUUUAAGAAAACAUCCACUUUAUUAUUGGGAUUCACUAAAGAUCCUGUAUUAUAUUAACCAGUAGAAUUGGUUGAAGUUAAUUAUUUAAGAGCUAAAGCAGGUGAUAGAAUUGGUUAAGCAAAAGGAUUAGCUAAUAAUAAAAAAUAUGAUUAGGCAAUUUAAUUACUAAAUAAAAUGAUUGAUGAAAUAGAAAGUUCAUUAUUUAAAGAUAAUAAAUAAUUAAUUGUUGUUUUAAAAGAUUUAAGUGAUAUAAAAUUGAUUUGUAAACCUUAAACUUAUGAGAAAGAUGGUGAAGCUAUGAUGUUAUAUAAAUAAAAAAAUCAUAUUUAAAGAUAAAGAUCUAUAAGUAUAAUUAUAUUAUUAUUAAGAUAAUUCUAAUGAUUGGUGUUAAGAUGAGGAAGAAUAAAUGAAUCAAUAUAGAAAUGGUAAUUUAAAUUUGAGUGCAAGUGAAGGUAGUUGUAAAAGUAUUGGAAAAAUCAAAAAUGCUAGUCAUUCUUCAGGUUCAAUAAAAAAGCAAUUCUAAAAUGAAAAUGAAUAAGAAAUUGAAAAAGAUGUAUCAAGCCCUAAAGAAAUAUAGAGAAGUAGAACCUCAAGUGGUAGUUGUGAUACCUGUAGAUAGAAACAUUCUAGAAGUUCCUCUAUGAGUUGA
Messenger RNA from Paramecium pentaurelia, 1834 nucleotides. NCBI's taxonomy places the organism in Eukaryota, Ciliophora, Oligohymenophorea, Peniculida, Parameciidae. The record is from the annotation of a GenBank genome assembly.